AUGCCUCGCCGCAGCAGCCGGAGCCGCAACCGCAGCACUCACACCCAGGUGUUCGUCGACCUGGACAGCGACGACAGCGACGGCGAGGAGUGCAAAAGCAAGCGCUGUCGACCAAGCAGAAGGGAAACCGUGGAGACACCAGAGAUCUCCAAAAAUGUAUUACCCUCCUGUGGUGAUGACCUUCUCCCAAAAAGAAGUUCAAAGCGCAUCGCAAAUAGCAGGAGGGCCAAAACGAACACAAACAAGUUGGAUACCGAUAUUUUUGAAUUGUACAUGGAGGUUCUUUGGAAGCGAAUAGACGAAGAUAAGAAGAGUUCAUAUGCACACUUUGAUUCGCUAUGGUUUAACAUGUACAACAGCGGGAAUAAUAAAUCAAACGUCCUUAAGUGGAUAAAGGCUAAGAAGAUAUUCUCAAAAAAAUAUGUUUUUGUCCCUAUUGUCUGUUGGGGGCACUGGAACCUCCUUGUCUUAUUCAAUUUUGGAGAGACAAACUACUGGGAUACUAAGAAAAAACCACGUAUGCUUCUGCUGGAUUCACUCAAAACAACAAAUCCGGUAAAGUUGCGAUCAGCUAUCAAAAGAUUGGUUGUUGAUAUUUUAAAAACUGAAGACCGGCAAGACAGCGAGCAGUUCAUAAACGAAGUCCACCUUGAGUUUCCUGAGGUGCCACAGCAAACUGGGGAUGAAUGUGGCAUAUAUGUUCUUUUCUUCAUCUACUGUUUUCUUCUAAACGGAAAAUUGGGAGAAGAUUUCAGCCAGCUGUCCAAGGAUGUCAUGUUCAAUUCAGAGGAACUAGAAAAAUUCCAGAAGGACAUUGACUCAUUUCGAGCGAAUAGAAAUGUAUUACCCUCGUGCAAGCCCUCUUGUGAUGAUGAUGACCACCUCUCAAAAGAAGUUCAAAACACAUUGCAAAUAGCAGGAGGGGCAAAACGAAAGAAGACAAGUUGGAUACUGAUAUUUUUGAAUUGUACAUGGAGGAUCUUUGGAAACGAAUAGAUGAAUAUAAGAAGAGUGCAUAUGCAUACUUUGAUUCAAUAUGGUUUUACAUGUAUAAAAGCGGGGAUAAUAAACCAAACAUCCUUAAGUGGAUAAAGGCUAAGAAGAUAUUCUCAAGACAAUAUGUUUUUGUCCCUAUUGUCUGUUGGUAGGGGACACUGGAACCUUCUUGUCUUAUGCAAUUUCGGAGAGACAAACUACUCAGAUACUAAGAAAAAGCCUCGUAUGCUUCUGUUGGAUUCACUCAAAACAACAGAUCUGGCAA
Lolium rigidum is the source of this 1261-nucleotide messenger RNA. RefSeq names its product ubiquitin-like-specific protease 2. Gene Ontology annotation, molecular function: cysteine-type peptidase activity. NCBI's taxonomy places the organism in Eukaryota, Viridiplantae, Streptophyta, Magnoliopsida, Poales, Poaceae. Gene Ontology annotation, biological process: proteolysis. The transcript has 10 exons. The record is from RefSeq and is a predicted model, not a curated record. The coding region runs from base 1 to 996 and encodes 331 amino acids.